CACAAUUAGGAUGAAAAACUAUAUAAACAUCCCAGGCUAGAUCAGCAAUUACUGUACCAACCAUAGGGCUGUGAACAAUAGUUUCUAGACAGCAAUCAUGUACUACUCUGCAUUGUACACUCUGAGUCUUUUGACAAGCUGCCUGGCUUUUCCACUGCCCCGGGAAGCAGGAAAAAUGAAUGACCAACAAUGGGGAAAAGCACGGGAAUACCUCAAGAACUUCUAUUUAUAUGAUCCUGAAGCACGACUAAACAAUUUAGAAGACAAAAUAAAAGAAAUGCAAAAGUUCUUUGGCCUCCCACAAACAGGAAUUUUAAACACCAACACCAUGGAAAUAAUUCAGAAACCUAGAUGUGGGGUACCUGAUAUUGGAGAAUUCACUUUGUUUCCUGGGAGACCUAAAUGGUCUUCUAAAGUGGUAACCUACAGAAUUCUCUCUUAUACUCAAGACCUGCCCCGAUCAACAGUGGAUCGUUUAGUAGAUAAGGCUCUUGACAUGUGGAGUAAAGCUUCAACACUGACUUUCAAGAAAGUGAGGAGAGGAAAUGCAGAUAUUCUCAUUGGUUUUGCCAGAGGAGCUCAUGGGGACUUCAAUCCAUUUGAUGGAGCAGGAGGAAUCCUGGCUCAUGCAUUUGCACCAGGAACAGAUUUAGGAGGAGAUGCUCACUUUGAUAAUGAUGAACAAUGGACUGAUGGCAGCAAAUUAGGAAUUAACUUUUUAUUUGCUGCUACUCAUGAACUUGGACAUUCAUUGGGGCUAGGUCAUUCUUCUGACCCUGACGCUGUGAUGUAUCCUACCUAUAGCUAUAAAAACCCAAAGGACUUUGGUCUGUCACCAGAUGAUAUUAGAGGGAUUCAGAAACUUUAUGGAAAGAAAAGAUAAUUUCAGAACAAUUACAAACAACAGAAAAAUACACAUUCAAUACUCUGCUACAUUUCUGUUCUAUCAAAAUGUUUUUAUUUUGUCUUGAAAUCCUAUACUUAAAUACUUUUAAAUGAAUGGGUUUAUGUAGAAAUCAAAGGCUAAAACAUGAAAGUACAAUGUUUUAUUUCAUUAAUUCACUGAUUUUUUUCCCAACAAACAUUUGUCAAGGGCUACUAGGAACAAAGAACUCUAAGAACUUGAACCACAGUCUGCCCACAUCAUCAAGGAUGACUGAUCUCUUAAUGUUUAUUCAUGUUCAUAAAGUCCUGGGAUUGGUACCGAUACCAGAGCUUCAGAUCCUCAGAUCCUUUUCAUAGCCAAAGUAGAAGCAACACAAUCAAAACUGAGCUGGCAGGCACCCAGAAUAAGGGCAGGUUUGUCUUAGAAUAGAAUCCCACAAACGAGGCCCUGGCUAGAUAAGUGACUUGCUCCAAAUCACACAGCAAUCUGAUUAUAGAACUAGAAAUGCACCUUGAGUGUCCCAAACCCUAGCCUGUGUUAUUUCUACCACACUAUUCCUCCACCUCACUUUCUUGAAAAGGCACCCAAUUCUCUGCCACAUUUGUAACUGCCAAGUGGUGAUAUUAAACUCUGCGUAUGCAGGAAUUCCAAAUUUUUCUUCUGCUCCUCCCAGAAAAAAAUCUAGAUCCACUUUGGAAGUAGUCACCAAUUAUAGGCAUAUGUACAUAUAAUAGCUUUUAACAAACAAGAGAAAAGAAAAUGAAGUUCUUUCAUUUUAUAGCCAUUGUCUUUGGAACUCUGACAAAAGUUCUAUGUAGACUGACAAGUAUGGAGAGUUCUUUGUAGUUUAUCACAGAAGCACUCUAGAGAUCAAUUAGAUUAUCUCUAAAGUUCUUUUCUGCUUCCAGUGCCAUGGUACUAUGAAAAUUCUAUGAUUGGAAGCUCUAUAAUACCAAGGCUAUAAUAAGUAGGGAUAUAAAAGUGGGAAUACACUUUGAGCAUUAAAAACAACAGAAUUCUAGGUGCUACAUAAAAGUUUUUAAGCUAUUUAAUUUGCCUAAAAACAAGAAGGGAAGGAACAGGAUCAAAUUUAUUCAUAAAAUAGACAGUGACAUUCUUGAUUCUGGUAUAUUCCCCCAAUAUCAAUCACUAGUAAUUAAAUGUUCCAGUAUCAUUUGUCAGUGCCAGUUAAUAUCGCUCUUGUUUCAUAUAACCAGUACAUUGCUCUUCAACAAGCAAUUAACAUUAAUUAACUUUUUAAAAUUUAAAUUCAUUUUGAACUUAAAUACAAAAAGAUGAAAAAAAUUCCCACAUACAUAACACAAUACAGAAAAGGAUUCAAUAUGAAACCAUGAAUAUCCAUUCACAUUGUUUACUUUUUUAAAAAAACUAUAUAAUAAAUACUUCACAUUGUUUUUAAAACUA
Molecule: messenger RNA, 2311 nt
Organism: Antechinus flavipes (yellow-footed antechinus)
Lineage: Eukaryota; Metazoa; Chordata; Mammalia; Dasyuromorphia; Dasyuridae
Gene: MMP7
Product: matrix metallopeptidase 7
Exons: 6
Coding region: 98-883 (261 amino acids)
Biological process (GO): collagen catabolic process; extracellular matrix organization; proteolysis
Cellular component (GO): extracellular matrix
Molecular function (GO): metalloendopeptidase activity; zinc ion binding
Source: RefSeq, a predicted model, not a curated record